UCAUGGAUUCUGUCGAGCGCGCGCAGGCGGCGCGGGCUCGCGUGCCCAGGGUCGAUCCAUAUGGGUUUGAAAGGCCAGAAGACUUUGAUUAUGCGGCUUAUGAAGAAUUCUUUUCCACAUACCUGGUGAUACUCACCAAGAGGGCGAUAAAAUGGUCCAAACUUUUAAAGAGAAGUGGCGGCGUCCGAAAAAGCGUGACAGUGAAGCGCUAUGUCCGGAAGGGGAUCCCGUUGGAGCACCGGGCCCGGGUCUGGAUGGCAGUGAGUGGAGCCCAGGCCCAGAUGGACCAGAACCCUGGAUACUACCACCAACUGCUCGAGGGAGAAGGCAGCCCCAGCCUGGAGGAAGCCAUCAGAACAGACCUGAACCGGACCUUCCCCGACAACGUGAGGUUCCGGAAGACGGCAGAGCCCUGUCUGCAGAAGACCCUGUACAAUGUGCUGCUGGCAUAUGGGCUGCAUAACCGUGGUGUGGGGUACUGCCAGGGAAUGAAUUUCAUAGCAGGCUAUCUGAUUCUUAUAACAAAGAAUGAAGAAGAGUCAUUUUGGCUCUUGGAUGCUCUUGUUGGAAGAAUACUACCUGAUUACUACAGCCCAGCUAUGCUGGGCUUGAAGACAGAUCAAGAGGUCCUGGCAGAGCUAGUGAGGAUGAAGCUGCCAGCAGUUGCAGCCUUAAUGGAUGACCAUGGUGUGUUGUGGACCUUGCUGGUGUCCCGCUGGUUCAUCUGCCUGUUCGUGGACAUCCUACCUGUGGAGACCGUGCUUCGAAUCUGGGACUGUUUGUUUAACGAAGGCUCCAAAAUCAUCUUCCGGGUUGCUCUGACCUUAAUUAAGCAACACCAGGAGUUUAUAUUGGAAGCUAACAGUGUUCCAGAUAUUUGUGACAAGUUCAAGCAGAUUACCAAAGGGGACUUUGUGACCGAGUGUCACACAUUCAUGCAGAAAAUAUUCUCAGAACCAGGGAGCUUGUCCAUGACGACCAUCACCAGACUCCGAGAGAGCUGCCGAGCCUCACUGUUAGCACAGGGCUGAGUGCACAGUGUCCUGCUGCACUGCUGGCACAGCUCUUCCACAGUUGACACUUGACCAAUUCCUACUGCUUUUCCUGUUCCUGUUGUAAAUACUUAAAAUCAUAACUCUCUUAAUGCUGAAUUUUUUAAAGACAGAUUUAAAAUCAUGAUAGUUUGUAACUUUUCAGUUAUCUUUGGAGUCAUAAAUUGAUUUUGAUCUAGAAAUGACUCAUCAAAUAAAGGCAUUUGCCACGGA
Nannospalax galili (Upper Galilee mountains blind mole rat) is the source of this 1265-nucleotide messenger RNA. RefSeq names its product growth hormone regulated TBC protein 1 (gene Grtp1). The record is from RefSeq and is a predicted model, not a curated record. The coding region runs from base 3 to 1031 and encodes 342 amino acids. The transcript has 8 exons. NCBI's taxonomy places the organism in Eukaryota, Metazoa, Chordata, Mammalia, Rodentia, Spalacidae.